Messenger RNA from Cylicocyclus nassatus, 1110 nucleotides. Lineage: Eukaryota; Metazoa; Nematoda; Chromadorea; Rhabditida; Strongylidae. The record is from the annotation of a GenBank genome assembly.
AUGUAUGUCGUUCUUGAUAUUAAUAUUUACAGUGCUGGUGGUGACAUGAAGCAUAUGGAUUUGCAGCGGAAGCUAAGGUUUCCUAUAGCUUUUGCAAUUCUCUUCUUCAUCACAUCCGCCAAUGCACAAUGUGGCUACCGAUGCGUCGGUGGCGGCGGUGGCGGUGGCGGUGGUUACGCCACCGCACCGGUUUACGGUCACUACAUGGCACAACAGCAACCACAACAACCGCAAUUCCUACCCGAGCUUCAACCUCAACCUGUCUUCACACCACAACCUCAGGGUUAUCAUUUGAGUCAGGGCGGUGGCGGUGGCGGUUACGAGCAGAGUCCACUCGAUGUUAUCUCCAGUGAUAGGGAGUCGGCACCAGCUUUGCUGCCCGUAAAAGUGUCGACAAAUGAAUAUGAAGAAAUGGACAAAAAGGUGGCAGAACUCAAAGCGAUACCUGAAGAACCUACUGCUGCGGUAGAGAGUGCUACGGUAGCACCAGCAUCGACGUACAUUCGUGAGUCAUCAAGCGUUUAUCAACCACUGGCCACCCGAAUAUCUUACAGACAACCUCAACCUUUACCACAACAAGUUGCUUGUAUCCCAAUGGUCCCAACACCCUAUCGACCUGCACCGUACAUGCCACGAGGGUAUGUGACACCAUAUGCACCUAUGCCGACAUAUCCCCCUCCACCGCCACCACCUCCACCUCCACCACCAUAUCCUUAUCCGAUGACAGGAGGUUAUGUACAGCCAGGAUAUCGGCCACCUAUCAAUGAUUGCUGCGGUCGUUGUGCAUCCGUCUGUGGACCAGGAGGCAGAAGGGUGCUAGCACAAUCUGCAAAGACUGUCAAAGUUGGCGGCAAGUCAAAGUCAAUUACGGAUACGGAUUUGAAGGAUCAUCGAUGCUCAAGCAAAGAGUUGAAGGAAGUCAUGAACAAGAUUUCACACCGCACUCCAGCAGUGGCUAAGCGUCUAAUACAAAGAAUUGCAGAGGAGAAGUUUGGAGGUUUCUUCUCGGUGUUUUGUACCAAGGACGACUUUACCUACGUAUCACGGGGAGAAGUAUACUGUCAGACCGAAAACGAUGGUGUUGUGUGCUAUGCUUUCCAACAUCAUUGA